This is a messenger RNA of Cuscuta campestris, 1302 nucleotides long. NCBI's taxonomy places the organism in Eukaryota, Viridiplantae, Streptophyta, Magnoliopsida, Solanales, Convolvulaceae. The record is from the annotation of a GenBank genome assembly.
GCUCGCACAAAGACUCCUAAAUCCAUCCCGAAUGAGUUUCACUAUGUUACCUAUGUACAGAGAACAGAGAACAUAGUUUGGGCUCCUAGACUCUGGUGCCCUUGGGGCUUUUUGAGAGUUUCCUAUGAAGAGAAUGAUUCGGAGAGGGGAACCAUGCAAUUUAUGAUCUAUACAUCUCCGCCUGAAAUCAUGGAAUCUGAUUACUUUCUUUACGAUUCCAUCAUCCCUGAGACGGAAUUUAAGGACAUUGGAGUUGAGGACGAGGUGAUUCACCUAUCUUCCACCUCUGACGCGAAGAAGGAGGACGAGGUCAUCGUCAUCCUCAGCGAUGACGAUGAUGCCGAUGUUGCCCCGGUCAGAGAUAUGAACGCGGUUAUCGUCCUUGACUCUGAUGAAGAUUCACUGUUUGGGAGCGAGGAAGAUGGCAGUUUUGAGGAUGUAGAGGGGUUCCACGCGUCUUCCUAUCACUUCUACGGCCAAACAUGGAAGCCUUUCCUAAAGAUAGAAAUUGUCCGUCUUCUUCGCUUCUCCAGGCUGACUUCUUCAUCGCGCAAGAUUCUUCACCAAAAAAUAAGCUGAUUUUUCGAAUUAUUUCUGCGCCAAAAGAAAGGAAUUCUACACCGACGAAAAGUCUCGAAAUUUUGAAAAUCCCUGAUUGCAAUCUGAAAUUUUCAAGGAUUCAAGAACUAGGCCUACUCUUUGGGAUAAGACUGUUAGUGAAUAUAUGAAGCAAAAAAAAGAACAAUUAAUGGCUGGUCAUUGUUGGUGUUUCCACUUCAAACUUGGUGAAGCAUUACUCAAGUAAGGGUUUUUUAGGGUUUUUUAUCUUGAACUCUGCCUCUUUGAUUCUCAUUGUAUAUUUUUGGGAUGAAUACACAUAUAAUGACUUAAAACAGCCCUGAUUCUUCUCUCUGUCCUGAAUGUUUGUCACUGCAAAUGUUGAUUUUAGUAAGGAGGGACAAUGAGCAUGUUGUUUAUCUGCAUUCAUCACAUCUAGGAGGCCUUAUAUGCAUAAAGAACUGCAAUAAACUGUCCACUUAAGCAUAUUUAGGGGCUGAUUUCUUAGUUUUUAAACCGGGCCAGUUUGGAAUGCAUUUAUCUUCCUGAGAUUCUGCAUAUUUUAAGCACUCCAGUUUAUUAGUGUUCUCCCUUCUUCUGCUGACUCAACAUCACAGGUAUAUAGUCCUUUUUUUUCACUAUAAGACCAACAAAUUCAAUCGAGAUGGUCUUCGUGGAUGAACAUUUUACUUUAAAAAGUUUAUUUUUAGGUACUCUUGCAUUAAAUUAAUUAUAGAGAUCCUU